AAUCAAACAAGAAACAUGAAGAAACCUACAUUACUUUCACUUCUUUUCCUUUGCGUACUGUUCUUACAGUCAAUUACAGCUCAAGAAGUUGCUGAUUUCUGAUUGCUGAUUGCUGAUUGCUGAUUGCUGAUUGCUAAUUGUUGAUUGUUGAUUGUUGAUUGUUGAUCAGGGUGAUUGAUUUGAUCACCUGAGUUUAUUAAUUGCUUUAAUCGGUUGAUUUUAAACACGCUCGAUGAUGAGACAGAGUUCAGCUAUAUGAGGAGGAGUGAGAAUGGGCCGCAUCGGUGGGGGAAAAUAAAGAAAGAAUGGGCCAAAUGCGGGUCGGGUAAAAUGCAGUCGCCGAUAGAUUUAUUACACCGGCGAGUACAAGUAUUUCCCAAAUCCGAGGAAAUUAUAAAGUUAUAUCGGUCUGGUAAUGCCACUGUUAAAAACAGGGGACACGAUAUUAUGAUUGAAUGGGAAAGUGCAGAUAGCAAAAUUCAAAUUAAUGGCACAAAUUACAUCCUAAGGCAAUGCCAUUGGCAUUCCCCAUCAGAGCACACUAUCAAUGGCACAAGGUUUGCUGCAGAGUUGCACUUGGUUCAUCAAAGCUCAGAUAACAAAAUAGCAGUUAUUGGGCUUCUUUACAAAUUUGGCAAGCCUAAUCGUUUUCUAAACAGGUUGAUGGAAAAGUUGAAAUUAGUUCCCCAUGCUCUGGACAAGACAAAUGCUGGUAGAAUAAAUCCAGGAGAAAUAAAACUCAGAGGAAAGAUGUAUUUUAGAUACAUGGGCUCCCUCACUACUCCCCCUUGCACUGAAGGUGUACUUUGGACUAUUGAUAAACGGAUUGCCACAAUAUCAGAAAGCCAAGUAGCAAAGAUGCGAGAAGUUGUUCACGAUGAUGCGGAAAAAAAUGCUAGACCGGUGCAACCACUAAAUGGAAGAAAAGUUCGCCUCUACAAUACUAGAAUCAAGCAUCAUUGAUAAACCACACCACCAUUAUUAUUGGUUGUUUAUAAGCACCGGUAAAUUCAGAUAGUAAUGUAGUUGGGCCGAAUACUCAUCUCUGCACAUAUGUGCUAAACUAACUAGCUCGUUUGUCAUUAUAUUCUUAUUUAUUUUUUUUUUAAGUUUUUUUUUAAUCAAAUAUAUUAAGAUUAACAUUAUGUGUUUGUAAGAUUACUCCCCUAUGGUGUUUGACUUAUGGUAUAGUUAGAUAAAUAAGCGCUAAUAAAGUUUCCACUAUUUGUUUAGAAA
This is a messenger RNA of Amaranthus tricolor (Joseph's coat), 1236 nucleotides long. RefSeq names its product alpha carbonic anhydrase 7-like. The transcript is spliced from 8 exons. Gene Ontology annotation, molecular function: zinc ion binding; carbonate dehydratase activity. The coding region runs from base 256 to 963 and encodes 235 amino acids. Lineage: Eukaryota; Viridiplantae; Streptophyta; Magnoliopsida; Caryophyllales; Amaranthaceae. The record is from RefSeq and is a predicted model, not a curated record.